Messenger RNA from Rhinopithecus roxellana (golden snub-nosed monkey), 2220 nucleotides. RefSeq names its product HtrA serine peptidase 1 (gene HTRA1). The record is from RefSeq and is a predicted model, not a curated record. The transcript is spliced from 9 exons. Gene Ontology annotation, cellular component: extracellular region. Bases 98 to 1672 code for a protein of 524 amino acids. Gene Ontology annotation, biological process: positive regulation of apoptotic process; programmed cell death; proteolysis. NCBI's taxonomy places the organism in Eukaryota, Metazoa, Chordata, Mammalia, Primates, Cercopithecidae. Gene Ontology annotation, molecular function: protein binding; serine-type endopeptidase activity.
GGUCCCGGUCCAGCCGCCCGCCCUCCCGCCAUCCGGUCGGCCCCCCUCCCGGGCGCCGUGCCCGUCCCCAAGGCGGCUCGUCACCGCUGCGAGGCCAAUGGGCUGGGCCGCGCGGCCGCGCGCACUCGCACCCGCUGCCCCCGAGGCCCUCCCGCACUUUCCCCGGCGCCGCUCUCCGGCCCUCGCCCUGUCAGCCGCCACGGCCGCCGCCGCCGCCAGAGUCGCCAUGCAGAUCCCGCGCGCCGCGCUGCUCCCGCUGCUGCUACUGCUGCUGCUGGCGGCGCCCGCCUCGGCGCAGCUGUCCCGGGCCGGCCGCUCGGCGCCUUUGGCCACCGGGUGCCCGGAGCGCUGCGAGCCGGCGCGCUGCCCGCCGCAGCCGGAGCACUGCGAGGGCGGCCGGGCCCGGGACGCGUGCGGCUGCUGCGAGGUGUGCGGCGCGCCGGAGGGCGCCGCGUGCGGCCUGCAGGAGGGCCCGUGCGGCGAGGGGCUGCAGUGCGUGGUGCCCUUCGGGGUGCCAGCCUCGGCCACGGUGCGGCGACGCGCGCAGGCUGGCCUCUGUGUGUGCGCCAGCAGCGAACCAGUGUGCGGCAGCGACGCCAACACCUACGCCAACCUGUGCCAGCUGCGCGCCGCCAGCCGCCGCUCCGAGAGGCUGCACCGGCCGCCGGUCAUCGUCCUGCAGCGCGGCGCCUGCGGCCAAGGGCAGGAAGAUCCCAAUAGUUUGCGCCAUAAAUAUAACUUUAUUGCGGACGUGGUGGAGAAGAUCGCCCCUGCCGUGGUUCAUAUUGAAUUGUUUCGCAAGCUUCCGUUUUCUAAACGAGAGGUGCCGGUGGCUAGUGGGUCUGGGUUUAUUGUGUCGGAAGAUGGACUGAUCGUGACAAAUGCCCACGUGGUGACCAACAAGCACCGGGUCAAAGUCGAGCUGAAGAAUGGUGCCACCUAUGAAGCCAAAAUCAAGGAUGUGGAUGAGAAAGCAGACAUUGCACUAAUCAAAAUUGACCACCAGGGUAAGCUGCCUGUCCUGCUGCUUGGCCGCUCCUCAGAGCUGCGGCCGGGAGAGUUCGUGGUCGCCAUCGGAAGCCCAUUUUCCCUUCAAAACACAGUCACCACCGGGAUCGUGAGCACCACCCAGCGAGGCGGCAAAGAGCUGGGGCUCCGGAACUCAGACAUGGACUACAUCCAGACCGAUGCCAUCAUCAACUAUGGAAACUCGGGAGGCCCGUUAGUAAACCUGGACGGUGAAGUGAUUGGAAUUAACACUUUGAAAGUGACAGCUGGAAUCUCCUUUGCAAUCCCAUCUGAUAAGAUUAAAAAGUUCCUCACCGAGUCCCAUGACCGACAGGCCAAAGGAAAAGCCAUCACCAAGAAGAAGUACAUUGGUAUCCGAAUGAUGUCACUCACGUCCAGCAAAGCCAAAGAGCUGAAGGACCGGCACCGGGACUUCCCAGACGUGACCUCAGGAGCGUAUAUCAUUGAAGUAAUUCCUGAUACCCCAGCAGAAGCUGGUGGCCUCAAGGAAAAUGACGUCAUAAUCAGUAUCAAUGGACAGUCGGUGGUCUCCGCCAAUGACGUCAGCGAUGUCAUUAAAAGGGAAAGCACCCUGAACAUGGUGGUCCGCAGGGGUAAUGAAGACAUCAUGAUCACAGUGAUUCCCGAAGAAAUCGACCCAUAGGCAGAGGCAUGAGCUGGACUUCAUGUUUCCCUCAAAGACUCUCCCAUGGAUGACGGAUGAGGACUCUGGGCUGCUGGAAUAGAACACUCAAGACUUUUGACCGCCAUUUUGUUUGUUCAGUGGAGACUCCCUGGCCAACAGAAUCCUUCUUGAUAGUUUUCAGGCAAAACAAAUGUAAUGUUGCAGAUCCGCAGGCAGAAGCUCUGCCCUUCCGUAUCCUAUGUAUGCAAUGUGCUUUUUCUUGCCAGCUUGGGCCAUUCUUGCUUAGACAGCCAGCAUUUGUCUCCUCCUUUAACUGAGUCAUCAUCUUAGACCAACUAAUGCAGUCGAUACAAUGCGUAGAUAGAAGAAGCCCCAUGGGAGCCGGGAUGGGACGGGGUACGUUUGUGCUUUUCUCCAAGUCAGCACCCAAAGGUCAAUGCACAGAGACCCCGGGUGGGUGAACGCUGGCUUCUGAAAUGGCCAGAGUUGCCUCUUUUAGGAAUCUCUUUGGAACUGGGAGCACGAUGACUCUGAGUUUGAGCUAUUAAAGUACUUCUUACACAUUG